UGCACGGCGACUCCGUACGGUCCCUCAGCUCAUAGGGUUACCAAGCCGCUCUACGCAAAAACCAACUUACCGCGUUCAUAUGAAUUGAUAUAAUGGAGGAAACACAACUGCGAUCGUAUGGAAUCGACCUUUGAUACUAGGCCGCGGAGCCUUGGAGCCGGGCGGGCGCCUUGGGACGGGCUUCUUGCGCCCUACACGCCGCCGGUCAUGGACGACUUGCAUAGUCCAUGGAGCCCUCCGCGGCGCGCGCGCACAGCAAAGGGUCGGCCGGCAACUCCUACAUCAUGCUUAAAUUUGGAUAACGUCGACGAUUUAGCUCACCGAUUCAGCCUCUGCGGGAGUAUGCCAGCGUCGCCGUACGCGGCUUCAGCACGCCAGCGGCCCAGCUACUCCGCCGGUGGACGCGACUCUUCCAGGAGCCCUAGCGCGCGCACCAGACCCUUUAGUUCAGCUCGAAGCAACCCCUUUGCAACCUCGACACUCCAAGCGAGAUACUUAUAUAGCAACAACACCAACACCGGUUCCUUGCAACUUCCAACGCCACCUCCUGCAUCGGCCCCUCCCUCCCAGCAUUACUGUGGCCGGUCAACCGGCGCCCUAAGCACGGGGCAUGCACCCAGCCAUGCCCCGCUGUCGCUAUCUCUGCUGGCGGCUCCAGCCAGCCCAGCCUCCACCCUGCGUCGCGCUGCUGGCAGCACGGGCAGCGCGCUGGCAGCAGCCUCAGUUUCUCCCCCUACCAGCCCAGCAAAAUCUCCCCCACGGGUGAUGGACUCCUGGUCCUCCGGGGCCGGCCGCUCCGCCUCCCCGCUCGCCCUCCCACGCACCGCCUCCGAGGCCGACCUUUACGCCACGCAGAUGCUUGCUGUCACUGAGCACUUGAUACGCGUGCAGGAGGAGGCAACCAAGCGGACCGCCAGCCCCGCAAAGGGCGAGGCGGGUGUUGGCUCCUCGUCGCAGGGUCGCUACCUGCUCAACCUGGAGCCCAACCGCUCCACUCCGCUGGACCGCGACACCGCCGCGCUGGGACAGCUGUCGGUGGUGGCCAUGCAGCAGCGGCUGCAGCACAAGUUCGGGGAGGAGGCGGCGGCCUUCCUGCUGCAUGACCUCAACCAGGUUCCGGAGCACUUGCACGUGCUCUUCUACACCGUCAUCCUGCAGCUCCGCGAGCUGCCCAGCCCGCUGCCCUCCUCCCUGGGGGAGGCCUACCACGCGGUCUUCUCGCAGCACUACGACCGAACCGUGGGGGCGGCGGAGCGCCGCCACGCGCAGUACAAGGCCCAGGUGGCGCAGAUCCACACGCAGGCGCAGGCGCAGCUGGCGGCGCUGGAGCAGAAGGCGGCGGCGGCUGCCGCUGCGCUGGCUGCCGGCGGCGCGGGCGCCGGGGGCAUGGCGCGCGCUCCGCCGCCCGCCCAGCUGCAUGCGCAGCUGCAGGCGCACCAGCGGCAGGUGCAGCAGAACCAUGCGGCGCAUCAGGCGGAGCUGGCCAACCUGUCGGCGCAGGUGUCGGCGGCGAGGAGCUUGCAUGCGCAGGUCAUGCGGUUGCUCUGUGUCGCGGUGGCGGCCCAGGAGCGCCUCAGUCGGCAUCAGUUGGCCGCCAUGGGCUUUGAGGGCGUGCUGCAGCGCUUGCCGGCAUGGGAGGUCCUAUUUAACGUACGCGACGGCGUAUUCCUGAUGGCAGACCCCUCCCUGGAGAACUGGCUGAUGGACAAGCGCGCAGCCAAGCAGUUCGCAUGUGACCCGCGGGUCGGCCAUGCAGUGCUGGGUCAGCACUAUCGUCAGAUGGCCGAGGCGGAUGUACGAUCACUGGACGCGUACGGGCUGCGAUAUGCCGUACUGCACUUGCUACUGAGCGAGGAGGAGGUGACGGGCGGCGAAAGGCUGCUCAUGGACGCGGAUUAUCUGGAGCAGGUUUUCCGCACCAAGGAGGAGGGCACCUUCUUCCUCACCCUGCUCCGCAUGACGCACAAGACCGAGGUGGUUUCGGAGAGCCUCCGCUGGCUUCGCUACAACAUGGGGGCCCUGCGCGCGCACCCCCACGCCGUCAUACCCCUCUGGCAGGCGGUGCCAACACGCACGCUGCUUGCACGGCUCGUGGCAGCGGCGGCAGCCGCCGCCGCUGCCGCCGCCAACGGCAGCGCUUCCGCCGCGGCCUCCCACCGCCGCGCCUCCUGCACCACAGCGAGUGGGGAGACCAGCUGCCGGCCCAGCGGCGCCGGAGAUGACGCGGAUGGCGACGGCGCCGCCGAGCGAUGCAGAGCUGACGGCAGCGACUGCGGCGGCAGCGGCGGCGGUGCUCGUACGAGCAGCAGCGACGAUGCGCUGACGUCACCCACGGGUAGCAGCGCCGCCAGCGGCGGCGCUGGCGGCGGGGGCCAUGGUGGCGGAGGCGGCGUUCCCAGCCGGAAAGGCUGCCGGCCACAGUGCGUGCUAUUGAACCCGCCGCCUUUCUGGAACGUGGCGAUCACACAGCUUCAUGGGCACACGGGCGGUGUGACAGGGCUUGUGUUUGACCGCCGCAGCCGUCUGCUGGCAGCCUCCACUGCCGCGGGUUCGGUCCUCAUAUGGGACCAUGCUACGGCUCGUCGCGUGGCGUUGCUAACAGGGUACAGCCCGUCCGUGCCGUGCGCUGACCUGCACCCGACUGGGAGGCUGUUGGCGGUUGGGUCCUCAACGGAUUGUGCUGUACGCGUGCGUGCAUUGGAUUCAGGAUCCGGUCCGCUGGUGACGUUCAGCGAGCCGCAUCCAGAUCCCGUUAUACGGCUGCUACUGGGCCCGCGCAACGUGAUUGUACGGCACUUGGCGUACAGUCCAGAUGGCCAUCUUUUAGCGGUUGUGUACGGAGACGGCACGGUAACGGUUUGGGAUCCGGUGAAGGGCGUGCGCAGCUCCACCAUGCCCGUACUGAACCGGGGUACUGCGGCCCGGCAUGCCAGCUUCGCGCCAGAUGGGCAGGUCCUGGCGCUCGCAUGCGCCAACGGAACCAUCCGCGUGUGGCACCUGGAGCGGCUGAACCCGCUCCACGUCAGCGUGCUGCGAGCGUACGAACCAAACCUUGCCGUACGCUGCGUGCACUACAGCCCCUCCGGGCUGCUGCUGGCGUCCGUGGCGGAGGGCGCGAGCGAGGUGGUGCUGUGGGAUGUGGCCACGGGGCACCAGCAGCAGGCGCUGUCGGGGGGCCCGGGCGCGGCGCCGGUGCGGGCCAUUGCGUUCAGUCCUGGGGGGCUGCUGCUGGCGACGGCAGGGGACGACGGAGACGUGUGCCUCUGGAACGCCAACACGCGGGGCCAGUGGUCGCAGACCGCCUGCCUGCGGGGCCACUCCUUCGCCGUCAAUGCGCUGGCCUUCAGCCCCUGUGGCCAGGUGCUGGCGACGGGCGGCAACGAGGACGGCGUGCGGCUGUGGGACGUGGGCGCGGUGCUGCACCGGAGCGAAGCGCUGCGAGUGGAGAACGGCGGCGCUGGAGGGGGCUUGGGGGUGGGUGUGGGUGCAGGCGGCGCGGGAGGAGGAGCGGCGGGUGGCGGCGUUGGGCAGUACGGCAGUGUGGGGUCGGCGCCGGCAGGUGGAGCCAUCCUGCGGGGGGAUGAGGUCGUGAGCAGCGGCAGAUGUCCGGCUCCCGGCGUUGUUUCCUGCCUCUCCCACAACCCCAACGGCACGCAGCUAGCCGCUGGCCUGGCGGACGGCGCCGUGUGCAUUUGGGACUCCGCCGCGCCGCAUCGCUUCGCACGGCUGCUUAGCGACCACCGCCGACCCGUGGGUCGCGUCGUCUACAGCGCUGACGGCUUCCUACUAGCCUCCGCCUCGGACGAUGGCUGUAUCUGCGUUUGGUCCACACCCGAUGUGGACCCCGCAUCCACACGACUGCUUGCCGCCAUUCAAGCCGACUCUGCAUUGGGACCCUCCGGCGACAGCGUCAGGCGCGCCGGCAGCGGCGGCGGCGGAGCCGCCUCCGUAUCCGCCUCCGUUGCCGCCGACUCCUGCUCCCUGCCCCCGCUGCGCACCGGACAGUCCCCGUCAGGCUUCCGCCGCCACGGCCACGGCGCUGGAGGCUGGGUCACGCUGGCAUGUAGCGUGGUGUUCAACCCUAGCGGCUCGCACCUGGCUUCGGCGCACGACGACGGUACGGUGCUGAUCUGGUCCUUGCCGUUCGGCACGUUGGCGGCGCGGCUGCAUGGACACGCCAUGCUGACGCAGGGGCUGCAGUACAGUCCUGACGGGCGGCUGCUGGCGUCGUCCUCGGACUGUGGGCUGGUGUGCGUGUGGGACCAUGAGGAGGCCAUCCGCGCGGCCGUGGACGAGAUUGAGCCGGAGCCGGUUGCGCGGCUGCAGCACCGAGACCACGUGUACGGCCUCGACUUCGCCCCCGACAGCUCCUCCCUCGCAACCAUCAGCCGCGACGGCCAGCUGAGCACCUGGAACCCCCGCACCGGCGAAUGCACCGCCAGCAGCCCCCAUGGACACUCCACAGCCUCCAAAUCCUCUGUAGACGGAGUACGGCACAGUCCCGCGGGUCUGUUGCUAGCCACCGGGUCGUUAGAGGAUGGUGUCGUACGGUUGUGGCACGCCAGCAGCUGUACUCUGCUGCGGGAGCUAACAGGCGUGCGGUUGAUGGCGUGGGUGGGAGCGAGCCCGGCGCCCUGGGCGGUGGUGUUUCGAUCGGACUACGCACCGUUCGUGGCUCGUCUUCCGGAGCGGGCGUUGUUGCUGGAGGCUGCUGCAAUGGAGUCGGGGAGCGCGGCGGACAGCGGCGAGUUCGCCGUCGCGGCGGCUGAUGAGGCGGCGGAGGGGCUGGGCACCGCAGCCAUCGGAGUUCCGCUGACGCCGCAUGCACAGACCGAGGCAGCCACGCACCGGCGCCAGGAGCAGCUGCACCGCUGCCGGCAGCUGUCCUUCCGCCCCCGUGCCGACCCCCUAGCUCCUGUCGUGCCAGCGGACGCCCCACCGCUGCGCCCCGCCGUGCGCGCCUACAGCAGCACCCGCUCUGUGCCGCUGGUGUCCUUCCGGGGCCGCUCACUGGUCCUAGCUGACAGCGGCUCCACUGCAUUCUUCACUGUGGCGCACUGAUGCGUCCGUUUGGGUGUGUGCUGUUUGGGCCUCGCGGUGAGAUGGUCGUUGCAUCCGGUGUGCCAACGAGUAGAGUCUUGUGAUGCGCUGAUGCCUCCCUCUUUAUGUAUUCGUACUCCCAUGCUGCCGCCUCCCGUGGUGCCGCGUCUCCUUCUACUUCCGUGUAGCCUGGCGUGGAGGUGUGCAGGUACGACAGCAGCGUUUUGCCAGCGUUCGGAGCAACGGACGGCAGUGUAGUUGCGCGGACUGUGUAGGACUGUGCGCUUAUUCGAACGUGACGUGACCAGUCAGUACCCUCCCCCCAGAGCAUCCCUGCAUCUAGCCUGAGGGAGUUGAAGGGGGCUGACGGCCCUGUGACGACACGACACCCCUAACUCAGCGCACUGUUGUAUCACCAAUGGACCUUCUGGUGACAAAUAGGUUGAUCUUUGGACGGAUGCUCUGUAGAGUGGGGCUGGGCAUAUAGGGUCGGCGUGCAGCCUUGCAUGGAGACGGUGGACGCGUGUUGAAUUGGUUGUGGGUGAACGUGCAAUGUGGCUUCGUUCACGCCGAGUACCCGCAUUAGGCAGUAUCGGUUGCUGCUAUUGAUUGGGACUGUGUGCUUAACUUGCUGUCAGUCAAUUUAGAUUCAUUUCACAGACGUGUCAUCGCUGCAUGGGCUUUACCUAAGGGUCACAUUGGUCUGGGAACUGGCAUGGCAGCCAUGCCUGGGCGGCUCCUGACGCUUGGUUGACUGGGUUACUGUCGAGGAUUCUGGUGUCGAGUUCUCCCGUACGUCUCUUACUGUGCUCAUGGCAGCGGUAUGUACCGUCCACUGACGACUUGACGACGCGAUUCUACAACCCAACACGUAAUGCUGCCGACUGUUCUGUUGACGCAAGCCUGGACCUGCCAACAGCAGCGUUAGUUGACAAGUUUACUUUGUGCUAUGUGACUUGUGCUACCUGACAUGCGUAGCGGCGGUGCUGGUUGCGGGUGGGGAUGCAUGCGCACUACUCGGGACUGCGCGCAUGUACGCAACGAUGGGGGAUUGAUGAGCUUUGCUGGAUUGCCGGUUAGUCGCCCCCAAGACGCCAAGUGGAAGAGUGCAGUGAAGCAUGCACGUAUUGCACCACUUUGUAUGUGGCCGUCUUGACACAGCGGCGCUGGUCGGCAUAAGGCUGGCCGCGGGACUCGAUAACCGGCACAUGUGACAAGAUCUGUGUGUUUGUACGACUUUGCAGGUUUCCACGCAGGUGCGUAGUGUGGACCUGCUCGUGGGCUUUGUGUCAAGUGACCCUGCAGGGAUGCGAGGUGGAUCAGUCAAGGAUGGAAACCGCUUGUAAUUAUGGCCUCAGAGCGUGCUACGUGGCAAUGUGUAUGGUGCCGUUGUACAUGGCUUGCAUAGCC
Astrephomene gubernaculifera is the source of this 6450-nucleotide messenger RNA. NCBI's taxonomy places the organism in Eukaryota, Viridiplantae, Chlorophyta, Chlorophyceae, Chlamydomonadales, Astrephomenaceae. The record is from the annotation of a GenBank genome assembly.